Messenger RNA from Magallana angulata, 3783 nucleotides. RefSeq names its product eukaryotic translation initiation factor 4 gamma 3-like. Gene Ontology annotation, cellular component: eukaryotic translation initiation factor 4F complex. Gene Ontology annotation, molecular function: translation initiation factor activity; mRNA binding; protein binding. NCBI's taxonomy places the organism in Eukaryota, Metazoa, Mollusca, Bivalvia, Ostreida, Ostreidae. The record is from RefSeq and is a predicted model, not a curated record.
CAAUAUCUCUGCUUUUUGUUUUACACAUUGGGUAUGUUAAUCAAAUGACUUGCAGUUACAAACAUUUAACAAUUCGGAAUUUUUAAUUUUUACAUUUGUGUGUGGGUACAGUCAUAAUAUUAUCGUAGAUGUCAGCUAGCUACUGUAAUAGACCCACUUACUUAUCUGUGAAAACGAAAGCAAAACUAACUUGUAUUUCUUUACAUUUGCAGAAGGUAGAGAAUUUCGUUUUUGUGUUUUUUGAACGUGUUAUUACUGUUUUACAACAUAACUUACUAGUACCGUGUUAUCAUAUAUUAUCAUAUGAAUCUUUCAUUCAACUGUUCUAUGUUGAAUCUACAGAGCGAUUGCAAAGCAGACCAUUCUUUUCUUGGAGGUUUAGAACACAAAAUACUACGAAAAGAGAGUACUAAAUUUGAAUUGUUAUCUCUAUAUAGAUCUGUAUUAUCAUUUUCGUAUGUACCUGUAUGCAUAGUUAUUUUUUUCCUGGUAUUCAGAUUUCUGUCUCCUUAACUGGACUUUUGUUGCCCUUGAACGUUAUUUUCAGAAUAGGAAUGAUACGUUUUCGAACUGAAGUUUUUCGGAUAGGAAUAACAUGUUAAAUGCAUACUCAUACGAUUAAAUAAUAAGAGAAAUGUAAUUAUCAUCUAACAAAGAUAAAUUAAUAAGACUAAUUAUUACAAAAACUAGGUGAACUUAGUCCGGAUACAGAGCAAAUUGAUUUAAAAUCUGAAAACGAGGAAGAUCUAGAAGUGGGAUCAGAAACUCUAUGGAACAAGAAAAUUCAAAUGCUCCUAGUAACAGGGAUGUGCACGGUGUUGAUGAUCCAACUACAACACACCACAACCAAACCAGAAAGGGCAGUAAAGGUCAUAAACCUCAAAGGGCAAUGCUUAAAGGUAAAAGAAAGGCCACUUUUUGUAGUAUCCCACAGGAUGUCAUCCUACACAAGGCAGAGUCACCGUGGAAACCUAAAAGAAAGCAGGAUCAGACAGAAAUUGAUGAAGUUACCAAAAACACAGCGGAGAUCUUCAAAAGAGUGCGCAAUAUUCUCAACAAACUUGCACCACAGAAAUUCCAAACUCUGGUGAAGCAGCUUUCUGAAAUGGAAAUUAAUGAAGAAAGACUAAAAGGAGUUACUGAUCUGAUAUUUGAAAGAGCUAUCGAUAUUAGUGAGCCUUGCUACUGUGUUGCAUACGCCAGUAUGUGCCGUUAUUUAGCUAUGAUCAAUGUUAAUUUCACUUCUAAGCAAGGAGAGUAUGUAAAUUUUCGUGCAAUAUUAUUGAUGAAAUGUCAGAAAGAGUUCGAAAAAGACAAAGAUUUAGAAAAAGAGAUGAAGAAAAGGAAAGAAGUCAUUGAAGAAACACAGGACCAAGAGAAACGUGAAGAAUUAUGUAAGGAAUUGGAAAUCUCAGAAAUCAAAGAAAAAAAUCGUGCGUUGGGAAAUAUCAGAUUUAUUGGUGAACUGUUCAACCUAAAGAUGUUAUCUGAAAACAUCAUGUAUGGUUGCGUGUUCAAAUUUCUGAAGGCUAAGGAUGAAGAAAGAUUAGAGUGUGUUUGCUGGCUUCUUUCAAUCAUUGGAAAAGAAUUGGACACAGACAAAGCCAGGCUUAGAAUGGAACAGUACUUCAAUCAGAUAGAUAAGAUUGUACAAGAGAAGAAGACAUCUUCAAGAGUGAGAUUCAUAUUGCAAGAUGUCAUCGAUCUCAGAAAGUGUAAAUGGAUUCCAAGGAGAGCUGAAAACAUUCCAAAGACUAUUGAUCAGAUCCACAAAGAAGUCCAGGAAGAAGAGCAAAAAAGGCAAAUAUUCUCGCAACAAUUAAAGGCACUGCACAAACCUAAACAAAAAAGUGGAGCUAGAGUGAAGAUUGAAAAGAGUAGCGAGCCAGCUCAACCCACUGCCAAAGAGCUUACUGAUGAAGAGAUGGAAAAGAAAACCAAAACUAUUUUGGAUGAAUAUUUACAUUUACAAGAUAUCAAGGAGGCCAUUUUCUGUGUUGAGGAGCUGAAAUCCCCAUCUGUGAUGCACACCUUUGUUAGUUCAGCAGUGAACUAUGUCUUGGAGAGAUCCGACAUAACAAGGAACCAGACUGGCCUUUUAUUGAAUGAUCUAGUCAAAAAGAAUGUUUUAUCUGUCCCAGUGUAUAUUCAAGCUCUUACUGAAGUAAUUCAGUAUGCUGAAGACAUGGAAAUUGGGAUUCCAAAAAUCUGGCAGUAUUUUGGUGAGCUGAUUGGUCCAAUGGUUCAAAAUGGAAGUGUUCCUCUAAACUUCCUUCGCAAGGUUGCCGAACCUCUGAAAGAAAACAACAAAGCUGGACUUUUAGUUGCUGAGGUUUUACAUGCUGCUAGCCAUAGAGAGGGCCAGAAAAAUGUUGAAUCCCUGUGGAGACAAUCUGGUCUACAAUGGGAAUACUUUAUGUCUGCUGGUGAUGUGAAGAAAUUGACAAAAUACAUUAUUGACAAAAAAGUUGAGUUUACUGCUGGAGAUGACAGUCAACCAAGCAUCCCCAUAGUUUCCAUAUCCAUGGAAACUAUUCGGGACAAACUGCAUCAACUCCUCUUCAAGGAAAAAGCUGAAAAUGAAGAGAUAUUUGACUGGAUUGAGGAGAGUGUUGAUGAUCCAACGAAGAAUAGCAACACGUUUAUCCGUGCUUUGAUGACAUCUGUCUGUGAAAGUGCAAUAACAGGCUUUGGAAGCAGUGCACGUGUGUUACCUGAUGUUAUCAAGAACAGAGGAGAUUUGCUUCAUAAAUACUUGGACCACCGAGCAGAAUCGGAAUUGCAAGCACUUUAUGCAAUACAAUCCCUGGUGCACAAGUUGGGACAUCCACAAGGAGUAUUGCGCACACUGUUUGAUACACUGUAUGAUGAAGACAUUAUUUCUGAGGAUGGAUUUAAUCAGUGGGAGAAAAGCAAAGACCCUAAUGAACAAGAAGGAAAAGGUGUAGCAAUGAAACAAGUUGUACAGUUCUUCACCUGGCUUCGUGAAGCUGAGGAUGAUAUCAAAGACAGCUGAGGAUAAUUUAAUCAUAGAUCUUGAAGAAAUGGAGAAGAGUGGAAUUCAUUUAAAUACGAUUAUAUAUUUUAAUUAAUCAUGUGAUAAUUAAGUGAAAACGAAUGUUUCUUGUAGAUUUCAUUUUCUUGGAACGAUUUUCUUGAUUUCAUUGAUAUUAGUGGACAUCAAUUUUCUUUUAUUUAGCGAAAUUUGAGCGUAUAUUUCUGAUCAAUGGUUUUGUCAAUAGAAUAAGUAAUCAGGCAUUUCACUUCAAUAAAAACCUUUUUGUGUAUCGACUUAACAAAGAAAUUUACUUAAAAAAUCAUAUGCAACGAAUAUGAAAAAAGUACAACGUAUUUCAUUAGCCUAUAUUUCAUACAUGGUGAUCUUACCAUUUUUUAAAAUUCGUAUAUGCUCAUAAUCAUGUUAUCACAGGUUGUUUUCAAAUAAAUGAGUAUUAAUUUUCAAACCUUUUAUGAUUAUUAAAAAUAAACAAUGGUUAACCAAAACCCACAUGCAUGAAAGCUGGGCAAACUGUAUCUUUUUAUUGCAGUAAAAAACAGCUCAUUAUUUAUCUAAUUUGUUGGUUGUUUUCUAAAAAAAAAAGUGUAUGAAUGAAUGAAUGCAUGAUUGAUAAUGUCUAUAUAUACCGAUUUAUGAUAAAUCUAUGGAGCUAUCAAAUUUUUCUGGACUCUCUCAUAGGCAGAUUAAACCAACCAUUUGGUAAUUAACAAACAAUAAAAGAACGAAUGUUGUGUAUGUUUGUUAAAUAUUGCAGUUUUUCGUGC